AAAGAGAAAAAAGAGAGACAGAGACGGAGGCUUCUCAUUUAUCGGUCCUUUACGCGCGCAAAUGGAGCAAGAACUGACCGUAGCCUGCACCGACUGGCGGGUCUAAGGCGCAUUUCAGCACAUACACACACACACAAAACAACCUUUCCGUGACACACAGGUGCCUUGGUUUGGAGAUGUAAAGUCAAGAAAUGGCAGAGUGUGGAAAAAAUGGGGAAAGAGGAAGUGAGGAUGAAGGUAAAGAGGGUGGCAGACCAAAACAGGAGCCUUGCAGCCUCUCCCCAGUUGGCUCCACCUCCCUUGGGACAAAGAGAAAUCUUGCCCGUGGAAUUGUGAUCCAGCUGACUGGGACAGAGGGGCAGUGGGACAGCUUGGAUGAAAGUGAGCUAAUUUUCUCCCUUGACCGUGAUGAGGACUACCCACCUAUAUCACUCUCUAAAGAGAGGCAGCUUUCAGCUGAAGAUGAUGGAGGCUUGAAGUCACAAACUUUCCAUGUCCCUCUCUCUCCUUCAUCCCCUGGCUCACUGGGGAACUGCUCCAACAUGGCACCCAGCUUCCUAUCCCCCGGUCCUUCCUCACCCACCCAUCGGCCCCUGGCAAGUCUAGUUAAGUCACUUUCUACAGAACUUGAGCUGAAAGAGGGCUCCACUCUGAGACCUAAGCCUUUUCUCAACCUUGUGAAGUCAAUCUCCACAGAGCUCUCCCGCUCAGAACCUGAGGUGUCUCAGUCCAAAUCAGACUCCCGGCUCAAUCUCCACUUGUGGAAGCAGCUGACCCAAACAAAAACCCGCAGCAAUGGCGACUCUCGUACUGCUCCCCCGUCUCCGAGUUCCCUCUCUCCAACUGGGGAUGGCACAAAGGGGGGCUUCUUCAAAAUGGAGUUGGAGGACACCAAGAGGAAGCUCUCUGAGGCUAUGCAUGAACCUCUGAGCAGCAUGUUCAGUAAGAUCAUGAGAGAAGAAAGCGGAGGUAGCCCCAAACACCAGUGUAAGGCCCAGAUGGUUCACCAGAGCAGCUGCAGAAGUUUGGGGCGGGAAGGUAGCAUGGACACGGUUCUUUCUGAGUCUCCUGUGAGAAAUACAAGAAAAACAGAUGCUGAUGUUUUGCCUGCGUUUGAUUGGCCUUCGGUGAGACACCUGACAAGAAUCCGGCAUGGCCCCUGUCCCGUGCAUCACCACAGACAGCAUCACAGGGAUGAAGAGCUGGAAAUAUGUACAGAUGGUGACAUGAUGCAAGUGUUCGCCAUUGAGACUCAAAGACAGGCAGGGAGUUCACCUGCUUCUCAGACUCUAACAGCACACUCAUUUAGGACAUCUCCUGUCCCCCAGCCCCCACAUCCUUUGCCACGUAUGAGUUUAUUUUUUGUGGCAGUCAUAUCCUACGGCUACUUUAUCCUACCUCUUAGUACAUACUUCUCCGGCCUGGCUCUGGGAUUGGCCCUGGGCUUUUUACUGGGACUGUUUCUUAUUCGAUUGGGUUCCUCUAGGUCAAACUGCUUGGCACCUACUAACAAACCAACACAGACGCUAUUUGCAGAAGGAACGCUUACGGGUGGCCUCGUCUGCACAGAGCCCGACACCCUCAAGGGCUGGAUAAAUGAGAUAUAUGAUUAUGACCCAGAAACCUGCCAUCCAGCUCUGACUCAUUCCGUCUUUGCGACCCUGGAGGGCUCCUGUCUCCGUCUGGACUACCCACGCACUAACAUCAGCCGGAGGGCGACAUACGAUGAGCGAGUCCACGAAGCCACCUUUAUCAAGUCGCGCUGCUUUCAGCUUGCAAAGAGUAAAGUUUUCCUGCUGCCAUCUGUAUUGGCUCGGAAGAGAGUGUGGAACCCAAAAUAUCCCAUCUGCAUUCAACUAACAAGCGAGUCCAAAUCUCAUGAGGGUAAUAGAGGAGGGUCUAUGGAGAACCUGGACGAGGAGUCAAGAGCUGUAGCCACAGAAAACCCAAAUCAAAGCACUUUUAAACCAUCUCCUGAUUGUCCCACCAUACUAUACCUCUUUGGCCGCACAGGAAGAGAGAAAGAAGAGUGGUUUCGUCAUCUCCUGCUUGCAUCUAUGGAUACAGAGAGGGAAAAGGAGGGGGACAGACAGAGGCCUGGCAGAUGUGUGUCCCGAUCCGGUGAUCCAGCACAGGGUAUUAAUGCCCCAAACAGCAGAGGCCCCAGCAGGGUGGGCAGCAGCGACGAUGACACCCCCUCCACACCACCAGCCCAUUCCACCAUAAAAGCUCCCUCCAGUAGCACCAAGAGACUUUCUGCAAUCAGCUACCCCUCUUACAUGGCUCGACUCCUGGCUGCAGAGGAGUCAACCCCCCUUUCCAGUCCUAGUGGCAGCAGCACAGAGGCAAGCCCCACCAUCAAAGGCAAUUGUACCUGUGAUCUAGCAGAGCACCCUGGAAAAAUCCAAACUGCAUGGGCUAAUGCUCUAAUUGGUCGAAUCUUCUGGGAUUUCUUGCAAGAGAGAGUGUGGGCAGACGCUGUCUCCCACAAGAUUCAGAAGAAGCUCAGCAAAAUCAGAUUGCCUUAUUUCAUGAAUGAAUUGACGCUGACUGAGUUGGAUAUGGGCUGUGCUAUGCCCCUAAUCACUGCUACCUCCAGACCAGAGGUUAACCACAGAGGCCUGUGGCAGGAGCUGCAGCUGGUCUACACUGGCAACCUGCAGAUGACCCUGCAGACCAAGUUCAAUUUAUCCAAGCUUGGUAAAGAGGGAGGUCAGGAUACGGCACACUGUUUGAAUAUAACCGGUAGCCCACGCUCCAGGCCCAUCCUCAGUGUGUUGGCAGACAGUGAUGAGGAGUCCUCAAGUGCAGGUUCAUCUGAUGAGGAGGACCUGCUUCUGUCUGAGCCUCAGGGUCUGGUUGGGGAGAAAGGCUCAACCCAACCCACUGAAGGCACAGGGGGAGGAAAGACUGGAAGGAAGAUUUUAAGAUUUGUGGACAAAAUCGCUAAAUCCAAGUACUUCCAGAAGGCGACAGAGAAUGAGUUCAUCAAGAAGAAGUUUGAAGAGAUGUCCAACACCCCCUUGCUGCUCACUGUGGAGGUCCAAGAGCUGUCAGGGACACUGGUUAUCAACAUCCCACCACCCCCUACUGACAGGAUAUGGUACAGCUUCUGUGUACCACCUAAAUUAGAUCUACGUGUGCGUCCCAAACUGGGGGAGCGGGAAGUGACUUUCUGCCAUGUAACUGAAUGGAUUGAGAAGAAACUCCAGGAUGAAUUUCAGAAAGUGUUUGUGCUGCCAAACAUGGAUGACAUCUACUUACCCCUGAUGCACUCCGGGGUGGACAGCCCACAAGCGUCUGAGUCUCAACGGUCUCAAAGCUCCUCCACAGAAUCCAUAGAGAAGAUCCUGCCUGAGCUCACCAGGGCAGGAUGUGACUAGUGCCUCAUUGUUCAUGAGCAGUGGAAAGCAGUCAAAAUGUGUCAUUACAUUCAGAUGAAUUUAUUUCUGUAGAUCUUAGUAGCUCUUAGACAUACUUCCAAACUUUCAUUUCUGAACCAGGAGUUUCUAGAAGUCCAAUAUUUAGCACUGUAGAUGUUUAGAUGUUCAUUUGUAUCAUCUAUAAGACUAAACUAAAUGCUUUGGUUCAGUCAGACUAAAUGCUGUGAAACAGCUGUAAGUUAUACCAUUUGCAAAUGUUUACAAGUGAAUGAUCACAAUGAAAAUGUAUUUCACUUAGUUGAUGUUUACAACUCCAUGUCCUUUGGAUAAUGAGAUGAAUGAAUUCAUUAAAUGAAAGCUGAAAAAUUAUUUGUGUUUAUUCUGCUGCAUCAGUACCAGCAAAGGGUUAUUGGGAUGUUUUUGUUGACACACAUUGCUGCACCUGAAUCAGAGAUACUGCUUUUAGACCGGCAAACUGCAGGGUUGAUGCAAAAGUCAGAUCUAAGUGCAUAUUCCAGCUUUCAGGGUAAAUUAUACUGCUCGGUCUCCUGGGAAAUGUUGACUGGUGUUCUACCAGAGUGCUAGAGAUUGACUUCACUCCAGUAUAGUUCACUGUUGUAAAUACCUCCUAACGAAAGAAAGACAGAAAAAGGACAUAUGAAUUAUUUUAAAACAAGGGAAGUAUUUGAAGACGAACAAAGGGGAGCACGUCCAGAUUGAAAUCGACGCUGAGCCUCGACAGGCUGGCCGCUUGAGGUGCCUCCUUGGAGAAAUGGCCAAGGUCAUACCCUUCAAGAUUUAGCCAUGUUUUCUGUUAAAUGCAAAAGUUAAAAACAUCUCCCUUUUUGUGCCUUUUCAACAGCCAUUAGAGAACUUUGUCAAUAUA
Molecule: messenger RNA, 4269 nt
Organism: Melanotaenia boesemani (Boeseman's rainbowfish)
Lineage: Eukaryota; Metazoa; Chordata; Actinopteri; Atheriniformes; Melanotaeniidae
Gene: tex2l
Product: testis expressed 2, like
Exons: 12
Coding region: 192-3383 (1063 amino acids)
Cellular component (GO): endoplasmic reticulum
Molecular function (GO): lipid binding
Source: RefSeq, a predicted model, not a curated record